AUGGAAAUUUCACUUUUGUCUUCAUUUAUUUCUUUUCUCAUUUGUUAUAAACUUUUUUUCUAUUGUACUUUUUUUUUUCCUUUCUUUCCUUCCUUUAAAAUCAAUAACAUUUUUUUUAUUUUACUGUUAUUUCUUUUUUUACUUAACUCUUUUUGUUGUUCUAUUUUUCACUGCCUUGUUUAUAAUUCUUGUUUCUUAUUUUUUAAUUCGGUCACUCAUAGUUUCUUUGUUUUAUUUUUCUUCUCUUUUUGUUUCACCUACCCUCUCUUUCUUCACCUCUUCAUCUACUUUAUAAUUUCUACGUACCUCAGUCUGUUAGUUACCUCCCCACGUACCUCGGUCUGUUGGUACUACCUACCUCCCUCCCCGUACCUCGGUCUGUUGGUACCUACCUACCUACCUCCCUACGUACCUCGGUCUGUUGGUACCUACCUACCUACCUCCCUACGUACCUCGGUCUGUCGGUACCUACCUACCUACCUCCCUACGUACCUCGGUCUGUCGGUACCCUACCUACCUCCCCUCGCACUCGGUCUGUCGGUACCUACUUACCUACCUCCCUACGUACCUCGGUCUGUCGGUACCUACCUACCUACCUCCCUACGUACCUCGGUCUGUUGGCACCUACCUAUCUCUGUUCAUAUCUUUGCCAGUUCUUUAAUAUCUAUUUUGGUCUUUCCAUGA
This is a messenger RNA of Acanthosepion pharaonis, 684 nucleotides long. The record is from the annotation of a GenBank genome assembly. NCBI's taxonomy places the organism in Eukaryota, Metazoa, Mollusca, Cephalopoda, Sepiida, Sepiidae.